Messenger RNA from Sarcophilus harrisii (Tasmanian devil), 4500 nucleotides. RefSeq names its product transducer of ERBB2, 2 (gene TOB2). Gene Ontology annotation, cellular component: cytoplasm; nucleus. The coding region runs from base 779 to 1828 and encodes 349 amino acids. Gene Ontology annotation, biological process: regulation of gene expression. Gene Ontology annotation, molecular function: transcription corepressor activity. Lineage: Eukaryota; Metazoa; Chordata; Mammalia; Dasyuromorphia; Dasyuridae. The record is from RefSeq and is a predicted model, not a curated record. The transcript is spliced from 2 exons.
UGUGGAAGGGAGCCUCCCCUCCCUCUGAGCCUGGGCUAGUUUUCCUCUCUUCUCCCUCUUUCUGCCCUGUUUCUCCGAGGCCCACCCAGUGUCACUCCCCGCCCCCUCCGAAGGGAGGAAAACAAGCCGCAAAACUUGUGUGGGAGGAAGGAUUAAGGGGAUUAAACUCCCGGAGAAGGAAGGGGGAUCUUGCUGGCAUCUCGUUGCUCUGAUUGCAGGGCAGGCUCCUGGGGGGGAGGAAUUUUAUGUCCCGGAGAGCCCGGCCGCUGCAAAGUGCUUAUUUUCUCCCGAGAGAGCCGGGAGCUGAGGAGUGCCAGCGUCCUGGCCGCGCUUGGCCGAGCCAGGCCGGGUCGCUCCGGAGGUCUGUGGGCCCGGAGGGGGCGGGGGCAGAGGGCGGGGAGACGGGGACCAUUUUCUCUUCGCGUCUCCUUCCCCCGCCCCCUCCCGUGCGACUCCAGGCGGGGCGGGGCCUCCGGCACCGGGGGUUCGCGUCCAGGAGGAGGGGGCUCGGCUUACUUUGGGGGAAGUAGCCUUACUCCUCCCCAGCACUCCCAGACCUGCUGAGAAAUAGCCCCCAGCCCUGUCGGGGGGCGUUAAGGGAAUGGGGUGGAAGCACGCGCGUUGUUCACCGACUUUAAGCCCUGAACUUUGGAUGAGGGAGGGCGACUCUUGCCAGAGCCAUCAGGAACUGGAACCUGCCCACGUGUGUGUCUUCCAUCCUCACUGCCCUGCGCUCUAACACACCCUGCUCCCAGCUGCUACCCGGGACAGGAGGAAUAUGCAUCUGGAGAUCAAGGUCGCCCUCAACUUCAUCAUCUCCUACCUGUACAACAAGCUGCCCCGGCGCCGCGCGGACCUCUUCGGGGAAGAGCUGGAGCGCCUGCUGAAGAAGAGGUACGAGGGUCACUGGUACCCGGACAAGCCCCUCAAGGGCUCGGGCUUCCGCUGCGUGCACAUCGGGGAGAUGGUGGACCCCGUGGUGGAGCUGGCGGCCAAGCGCAGCGGCCUGGCCGUGGAGGACGUGCGCGCCAACGUGCCCGAGGAGCUGAGCGUCUGGAUAGACCCCUUCGAGGUCUCCUACCAGAUCGGGGAGAAGGGCACCAUCAAGGUCCUGUACCUGGACGACAGCGAGGGCUGCGGCGCCGCCGCCGAGCUGGACAAGGAGAUCAAGAGCAGCUUCAAUCCGGAGGCCCAGGUCUUUGUCCCCAUUGGCAGCCAGGACAACUCCCUGUCCAACUCGCCCUCGCCGUCCCUGGGCCAGUCCCCCAGCCCCACCUUCAUCCCCCGCUCCGCCCAGCCCAUCACCUUCACCACCGCCACCUUCGCGGCCACCAAGUUUGGCUCCACCAAGAUGAAGAAAGGGGGCGGCGGCGCCGGCGGGGCGGGGGGCGGGGGAGGCGGCCAGCAGCCCCCACCCCAGCAGCCCCGCCUGGCCAGGUCUCCCCCCAACACCCUGCUGCGGCAGAAGGGCCUCUCCCUCUCUAUGCAUUCUCUGAACUUCAUCGGGGCGGGGCCAGCCCCCCAGUCCCAGCUCUCCCCCAAUGCCAAGGAAUUUGUGUACAACGGUGGCUCCCCCAGCCUCUUCUUUGAGGGGGCCGACGGGCCGCCCGGCGGUGGCCUGACCUCCGCCCCCUUCGGCGGCCCCAGCAGUAGCGGCUCCGGUGGCGGCGGCGGCGGCGGCAGCGGCUUCGACGUGGCCCAGGUGUUCGGAGGCGGCGCCAACGGCCUCUUCCUGGAGAAGUCCCCCUUUGUGGAGGGGCUCAGCUACAACCUGAACACCAUGCAGUACCCCAGCCAGUCCUUCCAGCCCGUGGUCCUGGCCAACUGACCACCCGCAGGGGGCCACCGAAAAGAGAAAGGAAAGGAAAGGAAAGGAAAGGAAAAAAAAAAAGGAAAAAUAGAAAUAUACAAAAAGAUUUCCGAUCUUCUUCUUCCUUCUGGCUUCUUGGGAAAAAGAUGCACGGGCCAGGCCUGGGGCCGGGAGCUCCCCAGGCUCCCACAGAUGUUUUAACUUGAUCCCCUGCUCUUUUCCUGCCUGUCUCUGAAUUUAUUUGGUUGGUUGGUUUGGGGUUUGGAAUUUCUUUUUCUUUCUGUUUUUUACAUUUAGGGUUUUUCUUUGUUCGUUUGUUUCCCCCUGACAUCGUUAGUGGCUUCUCUUUGAGCUGAAAGUGGUCCAGACGGGAGUUCGCCCUUCCUCUUGUACCCAACUGGUUGGGCCGGGGCCCUGCGGGAGAGGAGAGCCCCUCCCUGUAAGAUGGCAGCCUCUCCCCGGCCCCCUCCGAAGCCAGACCCCUGAGAGAUUUGCCCUGACCUGGCUGGCGAGGAACGCUGGACAACGAUGCCCCCCCCCCCCGGCUCUGCCUCGGGGGGCUCAGACCACAGGGCCUUCACCUCUGUUCUGUGGCCUCCCUCGCCUCAGCCCUUCCCAGCUUGCCCAAACCUUUGAUCUCAGGGGCCCCGGGGGAGCUGUCCCCCCUCCGCCUUCCACGGCUCAGGCAUCUCCCCCACCUCAGUUCUUGGGCUGGGAGCAUCCCGUUUUAGAGGACCUGACGGGCCACCGAGCCAUAUUCUGGGGUGGGGGGUGGCCAUGAGCGGGGUGGGCGGGGGGGCGGGGUGGGCGACCAUCCCAGAACACUCCAGAUCAAUUGGGCUGUGAAACACCGGGCAGAACGAGGGCUCCCAGCCGCCUGGUUUCCAGACUACCUGCACUUUUAUUUCAGACUGACCAAAAAUACAAAGAAACAAGGUUUUCUGCUCCUGGGGAGUGAGUCAAGGUCGCACAGCAGAGCGGGCUUGCCUGGGCCUUCCUCCCCCGCCCCAUGGGGGUCCAGCCCGAACCCAAGGAUGUGGACUGCUCGCCCUGACUGACCCUCAAGAGCGUUUAGGGGUCCCAAAGCAGUGCCUGGAGGAGGGGGCUUGGACAAAUGAGUGUCCCAAGACUUGAAUUCAGAGUUCAUUUUCCUUCCCCCCCCUUCCCCCUUUCUUUCUGCCCUUCCUCGGCCUUAAGCUGCAGCGGGCCUGGCUACCCUCUCCCCUCAUAGCCCUUUUUCAUUGCUGCCUUUUUGGGGGGAGACGAUGGGUUGGGCAGGAGUCCUCAGCCCACUCCCAGCCCUCUCUGGGGUCAGCCCCUGGAGGGCUGGUUUGGCCCUUUCUGGGGUCCAGAUCAGCUCCCAGAGGGCUGGCUCUGCCCUCCUAAGAGCAAGAGAGGAGAAGCGGGCAUGUGACUUUUGACUGGCUUGGCCUGGCAGGAACAGGGCAUCAAGGCCGACCUCCCUGCGCCCACUAGAGCCUCUCCCCCCACCCCCGCCUCUGGCACUGGGUUGUACCAAAGCCCCCGGUCCGAGUGCCGAGGCGGGCGGAAGCCGCGGUCCCGGUGGCAUCUUAACCAGGGUCCCCACUGCCAGCGUAGCCGCCCUCCUUUCCCGCCCCGCUGUUGGGCAGUUCAGCUCUACCUCCCCGGCCAGGCGACCUCCUGGCUUUGUAACCCAGCACUGCCUGCCCCUGCUCUCCACACUGUACUCAGGGUUGAGCCCUGGCUGGGCAGCCCUUCUCUCCCCGCCCACCCCCUAAAAAACAAAACAAAAAAAAAAUGACAAAUUUGCCUCUCCCGGCGGGUGCCAGGGGCCCAGGCAGAAAGGCGCCGGCUCUCCAUGCUGCUUGUGAGAGACCAGAUGCUGCCUUAGUUCCUCCACUUCAGCAUCUAGCCCUGGCUGUGUCAAACCCGCACAUGGAGUCCCCGGGGCCGGGCCCGGGAAGGAAGGACCGAGCCCCCGCCCCGAGCUCGCUCUGUCCCAUCUCAGACAUAGGCAUUCAUCUUCAAUUUUAUUUUUAUUUUUUAUUUAAAAAAAAAAAGAAAAAACAAACCUGCACUAAUUUACCUGAUUUCGUAGGAAAGCUUUUUUUUAUUUUUUACAUUUUUUUUGGUGUCCGUUUGUAAUGAAUAAUUUGCUACAUUUGUAAAAUGUAAGAGGUAUAUAUAAUAUAUGUAUAUUUCUAACGUAAAAAAAUUGUAAUUUUUUCUUUUGGAGAUUUUUUCUUAAAAAGAGGAGAGAAACAAAAAAAAUAUUUUUUCAGGAAAACAAAUUUUGGGAAAAAAAAGAGAGACUUGAACCCUUUUCUCCCUGGGGUCCCCAUCCUUCACCAUCCCACCUCCCCAGGAAGGAAUCCAAAAUGGGGUCGACUUGCAAAUUUAGGCCAGCAUGAGGGAUUUUCUUCUCAGUGCAGCAGGGUUUAGAUUGUCUCGUCUCGCCUCCGGUGCGGGACGGGGGCACGGGGAUCCAGAGAAGGGGUUGGGGGCUGGGGAGCAGAAUAGUUUAUUUUUUUCUUUAGUGAAGGAGGAAUACAAUCAGGAGUUUUGUAUUCAGACCGUCGUGCAAUAUUUUGGAACGGGACAUUGGAGUGUUUCGAGAUUUAGUUUGAAAAAACACACGGUUGAUCAAAUCUGUACAGUUUCUAUUGGUUCAGAUUUUUUUAAGUUUGUAUUAAAAGCAUGAUAUCUAA